Molecule: messenger RNA, 2244 nt
Organism: Necator americanus (New World hookworm)
Lineage: Eukaryota; Metazoa; Nematoda; Chromadorea; Rhabditida; Ancylostomatidae
Exons: 3
Coding region: 1-2244 (747 amino acids)
Biological process (GO): chromatin remodeling
Cellular component (GO): nucleus
Molecular function (GO): catalytic activity
Source: RefSeq, a predicted model, not a curated record
AUGACUCGCCAUGGAGACUGUCUCAGACUGUGUACUUACAACGCGAGAACAGUUCCCACAGACGCUGACCUGCAUGCCCUUCUCGGAGCUGCAGAGCGUAUCAAAUUUCACGUGAUUGCUCUGCAGGAGACCAAGUGCAGAAGGAUCGACGUACGACAGAUGAAUGACGGUACACUCAUCAUUUGUGGAGAGAAGGUUGCGUCGCGAAAUGUAGGCGGUGUUGGUUUUGUUGUGCACCCAUCUGUCGCCCAUCUCGUCGAUUCUCACGAGAUUCUGUCACCUCGUCUGGCCAUUUUUCGCCUCCGCCCUCUGCGCCAAAAAUCCAUCAGUAUCAUCAACUGCUAUUCACCAACAUCAGCAGCUGAUGAAUCCGAAUUGGACGCGUUUUACGAGGAGCUGGAGGAAGUAGUCCGCAACGAGAAGUCCUUCUACAAAUUCGUUAUCGGAGACUUCAACGCAAAACUAGGAAAGGCCACAGAAGAGGAAUACAGGAUUGGAAGAUUUGGACUAGGAGACCGGAAUGAAAAUGGCAAUCGUCUCGCUGGGCUGUUGUCCGCCGCUCGCCUCUUUCAUGGGAACUCUCUUUUCAUGAAAAAAGAUCAUCGUCGGUGGACAUGGGAAUCGCCCAAUGGCGCGACUUGUGCGGAGAUCGACCACAUACUCACCAACCGGAGUGGUUCUGAUCACCGUCUCCUUCGUGCGAAAAUACGACUUAGCCACACGAUCGAAAAGAACAUCUGCUAUCGGCAACGAAGGAGAAAAGAAGUCGUCUACGACGAUUGCGUACUCGAGGACUCCCUGUCCCAAGGUGACUGGCACAUCGAGGAGGACCCAAACGUGGACUACGAGAUGCUGCCCAGAGGAUUACGAGCCUGUGCUGAACGUGCCUCGAAGCCCCGCACGACAAACUUGGAUCGAAUUUCGAAGACCACCAAGGAAUUGUUGGAAAGAAGAAGGGCUUUGAGGCUUGAUCCGAAUGCGUCGCACACUGAGCGAACGCUGGAUGAAGCCCAGCCUCAAGAACAAGCUGGAUUCCGCCAGGGGUUCAGCUGCUUGGACCACAUCCAGACCUUGUCGAGGGUCAUAGAGGUUUGCCGGGAAUACCGCCUGCCCCUUGUUCUAACCUUCGUCGACUAUGAGAAAGCCUUUGACAGCGUAGAAACGAAUGCAAUACUGUCAGCGCUGGUCGACCAACGUGUGGACACUUCGUAUGUGAGGACAUUAGCCAAUCGCUACGAUCGAUGCACGACUAGGAUACAGCUUUUCCACCGCCCUCUCACCAUACCCAUUGGAAAGGGGGUUCGACAAGGCGAUACUAUAUCGCCGAAGCUGUUCACAGCUGCAUUGCAAUGGAUAAUGAAAUCACUAUCCUGGGAAGAAAGGGGCAUACGUGUUGAUGGAAGAUUUCUUUCGAACCUUCGUUUCGCGGACGACAUCGUUCUCUUUUCGAGCAGUACCAAUAAAGCAGAAACGAUGCUCAACGAAUUGAACGAAGCAGGGAAGAGAAUAGGACUACGAAUAAACAGAAAGAAGACACAGUUCAUGAAGAACGCCUACUGCGAGGACGGAGGAGUACAACUUGAAGGCUCCCAAAUCGUGGAAACUCCGUCAUACGUAUACCUUGGACGUUCAAUGAACAUGGAAAACGACUUGAAAGAAGAACUAAAUAGAAGAAUGAGAGCAGCAUGGGCAGCAUUCGCAGCCGUCAGGGAAGCUACGGACCAACUGACGGACCAAGAUCUUCGUGCCCAUCUGUUCGACUCGACAGCCCUUCCAGCGCUCUGUUACGCAGCGGAGACGUGGGCAGACACCGCGGCCACGUCUAGGAAGCUACUUACUACCCACAGAGCCCUUGAGAGAUGUCUCCUGAAGUUUAACCGGCGCACACAACACCUAGCCGGUUUUCGUAGCUCCGACUUAAGAGGAAUGUCCCGUCUUCGCGACCCAGCGGAAUAUGUAUCGAAAACAAAACAUAGAUGGGCCGGUCACAUCAUGAGAAGAAUCGACGAUAGAUGGACUAAAAGAACGCUAGAGUGGAUCCCAAGGGGCGCUAAACGCUCCCGAGGGAGACCGCCAACGAGAUGGGGUGACAUGUUCGCUACACGGAUGGACCAGCUGAGAGCUCAGCUGGAUACGGCUCAAGGACCUCGUCAACGUCACUCACGAAGCUUGAGAACAUCUUGGAUGACAAUGGCGAGGGAACGAAACGAGUGGAAGAGAUGCUGGAGCCCGCACGUCCAGUGA